AUGUCAACAUUGAAUGUUUUGAGAUACUCAGCAUUAGCUUUGGGCAUUGCUGUAGGUGUGAAAAACGACUGGUCUUUAAAGGCCAGUGCAAAAGAUGAAGCUGCUAAUAAAAAAUUGCAACAUGAAUUGGAGUUGGUUGAAAAAGCCAAGACUGAGUAUAAGAAGCUAAAUCCUCCUCCAAAGAAGCAGGCUAAUGUUGAGAACACGAAGUUCGAUCUUGAAGACCCAAAUUUUGACAUUGCAGCUGCAAUUUUGGGAUCUAUAGAUUCCUUAAAGCAAUAA
This is a messenger RNA of Eremothecium sinecaudum, 282 nucleotides long. It is a transcript of the gene TIM11, whose product is annotated as F1F0 ATP synthase subunit e. The transcript has a single exon. Gene Ontology annotation, molecular function: proton transmembrane transporter activity. NCBI's taxonomy places the organism in Eukaryota, Fungi, Ascomycota, Saccharomycetes, Saccharomycetales, Saccharomycetaceae. Gene Ontology annotation, biological process: proton motive force-driven ATP synthesis. Bases 1 to 282 code for a protein of 93 amino acids. The record is from RefSeq and is a predicted model, not a curated record.